Messenger RNA from Mus pahari (shrew mouse), 2281 nucleotides. It is a transcript of the gene Slc22a6, whose product is annotated as solute carrier family 22 member 6. The record is from RefSeq and is a predicted model, not a curated record. The transcript has 10 exons. NCBI's taxonomy places the organism in Eukaryota, Metazoa, Chordata, Mammalia, Rodentia, Muridae. Gene Ontology annotation, biological process: transmembrane transport. Bases 312 to 1967 code for a protein of 551 amino acids. Gene Ontology annotation, cellular component: membrane.
AAAGGCUGCCUGCAUAAGAGUCAGGGCUCCAGCAGACCCUGAAAGCUGAGCUGUCCAGACCCCCGAAGUGAAGAAAAGAGGGGAGGGCAAGGGAGGGCCAGAACCAGGGGAGAGAGAAAGGAGGGGCAGCCCACCAGCCCGCCGCCGUCUCGCCACAGAACAGGCUCAGCUCCAACUCCAGGAGUCACUCAGCUGCAGAGGCAGUGGCAGCCCCACUCCUCAGGCAAAGGGCAGCAGACAGACAGACAGACAGACAGAGGUCCUAGGACUGGAGGUCCUCAGUCAUUGACCACUCAGCCUGGCCCAGCCCCAUGGCCUUCAAUGACCUCCUGAAACAGGUGGGGGGCGUCGGACGUUUCCAGCUGAUCCAGGUCACCAUGGUGGUUGCUCCCCUACUGCUGAUGGCUUCCCACAACACCCUGCAGAACUUCACUGCUGCUAUCCCCACUCACCACUGCCGCCCACCUGCUAAUGCCAACCUCAGCAAAGAUGGAGGGCUGGAGGCCUGGCUGCCCCUGGACAAGCAAGGACGACCCAAAUCUUGCCUCCGCUUUACUUCCCCGCAGUGGGGACCACCCUUUCACAAUGGCACAGAGGCCAACGGCACCGGAGUCACAGAGCCCUGCCUUGAUGGCUGGGUCUAUGACAACAGCACCUUCCCUUCGACCAUCGUGACUGAGUGGAACCUUGUGUGCUCUCAUCGGGCCUUCCGCCAGCUAGCGCAGUCCCUGUACAUGGUGGGAGUGUUACUGGGAGCCAUGAUGUUUGGCUACCUGGCGGACAGGUUGGGCCGUCGGAAGGUGCUGAUCUUGAACUACCUGCAGACAGCUGUGUCGGGAACCUGUGCAGCCUAUGCACCCAACUAUACUGUCUACUGCAUUUUCCGACUCCUCUCGGGCAUGUCUUUGGCUAGCAUUGCAAUCAACUGCAUGACACUAAAUAUGGAGUGGAUGCCUAUCCACACCCGUGCCUAUGUGGGCACCUUGAUUGGCUACGUCUACAGCGUGGGCCAGUUCCUCCUGGCUGGUAUCGCCUAUGCUGUGCCCCACUGGCGCCACCUGCAGCUUGUGGUCUCUGUGCCUUUUUUCGUUGCCUUCAUCUACUCUUGGUUCUUCAUUGAGUCAGCCCGCUGGUACUCCUCCUCAGGAAGGCUGGACCUCACCCUCCGAGCCCUGCAGAGAGUGGCCCGGAUCAAUGGGAAACAAGAAGAGGGGGCUAAGCUGAGUAUAGAGGUGCUCCGGACCAGCCUGCAGAAGGAACUGACUCUAAGCAAAGGCCAGGCCUCGGCCAUGGAGCUGCUGCGCUGUCCCACGCUUCGGCGCCUCUUCCUCUGCCUCUCCAUGCUGUGGUUUGCCACUAGCUUUGCCUACUAUGGGCUGGUCAUGGACCUGCAGGGCUUUGGGGUCAGCAUAUACCUUAUCCAGGUGAUUUUCGGCGCUGUGGACCUGCCUGCCAAGUUUGUGUGCUUCCUAGUCAUCAAUUCCAUGGGCCGCCGGCCUGCACAGUUGGCCUCCCUGCUGCUGGCAGGCAUAUGCAUCCUAGUGAAUGGCAUAAUACCGAAGGGCCAUACAAUCAUUCGCACAUCCCUGGCUGUACUAGGAAAAGGCUGUCUGGCUUCCUCUUUCAACUGUAUCUUCCUGUACACCGGAGAGCUGUACCCCACAGUGAUUCGGCAGACAGGCCUGGGCAUGGGCAGCACUAUGGCCAGGGUGGGCAGCAUCGUGAGCCCACUGGUGAGCAUGACUGCCGAGUUCUACCCCUCCAUGCCUCUCUUCAUCUUCGGCGCUGUCCCAGUGGCCGCCAGUGCUGUCAUUGCCCUGCUGCCAGAGACCUUGGGCCAGCCGCUACCUGAUACAGUGCAGGACCUGAAGAGCAGGAGCAGAGGAAAGCAGAAGCAACAACAGCUGGAACAGCAGAAGCAGAUGAUACCCCUCCAGGCCUCAACACAGGAGAAGAACAGACUCUGAAAAUGGAAGGGGCAUCACAUAGCACUAAAGGGAGUGGGGUUCUGCAGGCCCCGUCAUCUACAUGAGGAGAGGGAGGGAGUGGAGGGACUGGACCAUCCAAAUGUGGGGGCUGCCAUUCAGAGAAAUGCCUUCCCAAAGGUCACUUCAGUAGACCUACUAGGAACAAAAGCUCUGACUGUGUGCAGCUUCUUAAGCAGAAUGUGCUCUUCAUCAGCCAUCUUCCAGCUCAGUGGUCACUCCUCCAGCUCCAGUCCCUUCCACCUCCAGGGCAUUGCAAAGAAUGCCAGACAAUUAAAUAAAUUUCUUCUACUUUG